GCGAGCCAUGGCGGAGGCGGUGCCGGCCUCCCCUGCGGGCGUCCGCGGCCUGCACCGGGGAAUCAUCCAGUGGCUGGUUGACAAUUUCUGCAUCUGCGAAGGGUUCAGCGUGCCCCGAUGUCUCAUGUAUGAGAUUUAUGUCGAGACCUGUGGGCAGGGCGCUCAGAACCAAGUCAACCCGGCGACAUUUGGGAAGCUCGUGCGCUUGGUUUUCCCUGAUCUGGGCACCCGGAGGCUGGGCACACGAGGAAGUGCCAGGUAUCAUUAUGAUGGGAUCUAUAUCAAGAAGAGUUCCUUCUUCUACGCUCAUUACUGCUACCUGCUGGGUAAAAAGAGCUGUCACAGUGGCGAUCUUGUUGCCUUUGGAAAACCUCCUGAUUACAGCAGCGUUCUCCAGCAGGAAGAAACAUGUGAAAAUCGCUCACCCAUAAAGACGGACCCGAUGGGCUCCCCUGUGUCUCCGUUCAGAAGAUGUCCAUUCUGGGAACAGGAACUGGCGAACAAGUACUCCUGUGAGCUGGUGGUCUUUCUUGCGGAUGAAUACUGCAACUACUGUCGAGACAUUCUACAGAACGUGAGGAACCAAGAACUGGAGAAGGUGGAGGAUUUAAUCACAUCCUUCUGGAAAUCUCUGCAGCAGGACACAGUCAUGCUCAUGUCUCUACCUGACGUGCGCCAGCUCUUUGGAUGCUAUGACAUGCAGCUGUAUAAGGGCCUGGAGGACACGCUGCUCCCCGACUUCCUACAGGACGUCAGCAUCCAGUACCUGAAGUCUGUCCGGCUGUUCAGUAAGAGAUUUAAGCUGUGGCUUCUCGGCGCUCUGGAGGGUUUUCCAGCCAUCUUACAGAUCUCCAAACUCAAAGAAGUCACUGGAUUUGUCAAAAGACUCAGGAGAAAGACCUACCUUUCCAACAUGGCGAAGACAAUGAAAAUGGUCCUGAAAAACAGCAGGAGAGUUGGCCUCUUGAAGUCAGACCUCCGUGCCAUCAUCAGAGAAGGCACUCUGGAUAUUUCGAAGAAGGUCCUGGAAGGUGACUCGGGCCAUGAAGAGGAUCCAGAGAGCCACACAGAGAUGAAAUGCUUGGGCUGUUUAAUUUCUUUGCUGGAAACCUCAACAGAUCUUGCUGAACUCCUAAACUGUGUGUCUUCAAACCUCCAAGUGCUUGUCUUCCAGCCAAGCAAAAGCAAAGAGGAGUUUAUCAAGCUCGCUGCCAGCUUCCAGCUGAAAUGGAACUUUCUCCUCACAGCCGUGAGCAAAGCCAUGACCCUGAGCCACAGGGACAGUUUUGGCGCCUGGCAUCUGUUUCAUCUGCUGCUGUUGGAAUAUGUGAUUCACAUCCUAGAGUCAUGCAUGGAGGAGGAGGAGGAAGAGGAGGACCUGGGGAGCCUCCAGGACCUGCUGUCAGAUGACCAGUUCCUCACCCAGCCGGACCAGGCCCUUUUCCACCCUCUGGAUUCUUUGCCAACAUCGGAAUGUGCAAGCCGGAAUGUGGAGUCACCUCAGGUGACACUGAAACACAUGAGCCAGAGCUGUGGUCCCAUGGGCGUGAGCAGCAUGGUCCUGCAGGUGCUGGGCUUCCUGGUGGACACCACCACAGGCAAUAAGCUCAUCCAGGUAUUGCUAGAAGACAAGGCCACCGAAAGCGCCGUGAAGCUCAGCCUUCCCGUGGGACAGGAGGCCCUCAUAACUCUAAGCAAUGGACAGAGAUUUGUGAUUCACAUAUCAGAUGUGCCCCAAAGCUCGGAAAACACUUACUGCAGGAAAAGCAACUCGAACAUGCAAGGCAACGGUUUGCUGGAGUAGGAUGUGAGGAAGCAGGCCUGAAUCCUUAAGACGUAUUAAAUCCUAAAGCUUUUAUAUUGAUCUCUGAGAUUUUAAUGUAUAUAAUAGGUGAAGCAUUUUAUGUUUGUAUGUAUUUUGAGGAAUUGUAUUUGAUCAAACUAUAAACUA
This is a messenger RNA of Apodemus sylvaticus (European woodmouse), 1951 nucleotides long. RefSeq names its product regulatory factor X8 (gene Rfx8). The coding region runs from base 8 to 1804 and encodes 598 amino acids. Gene Ontology annotation, molecular function: RNA polymerase II cis-regulatory region sequence-specific DNA binding; DNA-binding transcription factor activity, RNA polymerase II-specific. The record is from RefSeq and is a predicted model, not a curated record. Gene Ontology annotation, biological process: regulation of transcription by RNA polymerase II. The transcript is spliced from 15 exons. Lineage: Eukaryota; Metazoa; Chordata; Mammalia; Rodentia; Muridae.